This is a messenger RNA of Octopus sinensis (East Asian common octopus), 691 nucleotides long. RefSeq lists its product as uncharacterized. The annotation marks the transcript as partial. The record is from RefSeq and is a predicted model, not a curated record. Lineage: Eukaryota; Metazoa; Mollusca; Cephalopoda; Octopoda; Octopodidae. The transcript has 3 exons.
UUUUACCAAAAUCAGUCACAAUCAAGAGUAUUUCUAACACAGUUCCUGUGGAAAAUCAGAUCAAAAGUUAUGAAUGCCUUAUUAAAGACACCAACCCUGAAUUUUCAGUCUUUUGGUUGAUUACCAGGAAUGAUGGAACACAAAAAAAUGCUACAAAGUAUAUUUCAAACAAGUCAAGCAAAUCAGGAAAGCUGACUACUUUAUCAUCAGAACUGACAUUAACUCUUAAUAAGAAUUUUAAGAAAUUACAGUGUGUUGCAUAUUUUCCGGGUAAAAAUGAAUUUGGUAACCAUUCAAAGGAACUCGAUUUGCAUAUAAAAUAUUCUCCAGAAAAUAUGAUACUAGAUGUUUCUGGAGGAAAAGUAUGUGUUGAUACUCCAACCAAAUUCCGCUGCAGUUGGAAAGGUGGUAAUCCACCAGCAAGUGUAACCCUGGAGUAUGAAAAAUACUCAAAUACUAGUAAAGAAGAAGUUGAAAUUAAUGUAAUACCUUCCAAAUCUCAUCAAACAGUCAAGUGUCGGGCAUUCAUAUUGCUGCAAAUGUGUCUCGUGAAAAGAAUUUAACUAUUCAUUAUCCACCUAAAACAAUAGAAAUCAAGACUGAUGAACCCUUUCUUGAAGGUCGCAAAGGUAUUUUGCAUUGUAAGGCAAUAAAUGGAUAUCCAGAAAAGUACAGCUACAGGUGGGAUCCA